GAAGUGUCCUUGUAGCCAUCCGGAAUGUUUGUGACGGUCCGGAUAACUUUCCACUGCGUCAAAGAGGAAGCAGCAGCGUCCUGGAGGGAUGUCGUUCUGUAGUUUCUUCGGUGGAGAGGUCUUCAAACACCACUUCACAGCCGGGGUUUACGUCUGCUCCAAGUGUAACCACCAGCUGUUUACCAGCCGCUCCAAGUACGAGCACUCGUCUCCCUGGCCGGCCUUCACAGAGACCAUCCAUGAAGACAGCGUGUCGAAGCACAAGGAGAGGCCCGGGGCAUAUAAGGUGCAAUGUGGGAAGUGUGCAAAUGGACUUGGCCACGAGUUUGUGAAUGACGGGCCGACCAAAGGCUCGUCUCGCUUCUGAAUAUUCAGCAGCUCACUGAAGUUCGUCCCUAAAGAUAAGGUCGAUGGACAGUAAGUGAGCUGUGAGGCUGAAGCGUCUGCUGCUGGAGGUGUGGACAGCGCAUGAAGGGUCCUGGGAUGAAGCCCACCUGGGAGCUCCAGGGCUCUGAUCCAUGAUGGCCGCACUGGACAGCAAUUCUUUUUUCUAUUAGGCAAUCCAUCACCACCUCAGGAAAGCUCACUGAUUACACAAUCACCAGUUUUGGACUUAUUUAUAGUACCUGAGAUUGUCUGACUGAGAAUAGCGUUCUUAUGAUUCUAUAAGCUAUUUAUUACUAAGAGAUGAAACACGUCUAUUUACUUACCUUCAAUGAUUGAUAUGCAAACUAAAAUAAAUAUAUUUGAAAUUAAAAUAA
Molecule: messenger RNA, 761 nt
Organism: Cyclopterus lumpus (lumpfish)
Lineage: Eukaryota; Metazoa; Chordata; Actinopteri; Perciformes; Cyclopteridae
Gene: msrb1a
Product: methionine sulfoxide reductase B1a
Exons: 4
Molecular function (GO): peptide-methionine (R)-S-oxide reductase activity
Source: RefSeq, a predicted model, not a curated record